Messenger RNA from Silurus meridionalis, 2734 nucleotides. It is a transcript of the gene tlx2, whose product is annotated as T cell leukemia homeobox 2. Lineage: Eukaryota; Metazoa; Chordata; Actinopteri; Siluriformes; Siluridae. Gene Ontology annotation, molecular function: RNA polymerase II cis-regulatory region sequence-specific DNA binding; DNA-binding transcription factor activity, RNA polymerase II-specific. The coding region runs from base 767 to 1666 and encodes 299 amino acids. The transcript has 4 exons. Gene Ontology annotation, cellular component: nucleus. The record is from RefSeq and is a predicted model, not a curated record. Gene Ontology annotation, biological process: animal organ development; regulation of transcription by RNA polymerase II.
AUUAAAACUAUAUUCGAUAUGAAUAUGUCGUUUUUGUGUACUCCUGGUCCGUGUACUUUCGGAUUGAGAGCACUGUUAUGGAGCGCGUAUGGAAAAGAGGUGCGGCCCCUUUAAGAGCAGGGCAGCGCAUCUCAGUGUCCGUCCACGCGUCCAGCCAAUAAGGAAGAACGUGGCAGAGUUUGGGCUAGAAGGGUUGUCUCACCUGCACAAAAUCACUUCAAGAGGAACAGGCCGUUUUCCACUUUCUACAAUUAAUACACACAUAUCAGACAGUUAACUAUUCACUUUAGAUAACCAUGACGUGUUGAAGUUGCGUUUAUCAAAAGCCAUGCGAUUUUCUUCGCUACCGGUAUCUGAGUAGUUCUUUUUUUUUUUCGCUCACGGCAACUUAUCAACUCGUCACAAGGAAUUAAUGGUUAGUAAGGAUACAUUUUCUUUCUUUUUUUUACGUGGUCUUUUUUCCUGGUUUCGGAGAUGAUUGAGAAGAAAUGCAAGAAGUUGGUGGAUAAUUUCAAUUGAAAGCCGUGUGCAUGGUGUCUGACAGCAGAUGGAUUCGCUGAUUUUUUUCUUUAGGCAUCAGGCCAGUCUUCCGUCGAAUGGCUGCAUUGCACAUUUUUUAGUGUUGUGAACAUUUCCAGGGAACACUUUUGCUAAAAAGAAAAGAAAAAACCAUUGGGAAUUACGACCCGAAGUGAAGGAAUACGUUCAACGCGCGACGCUCGAUUGUCGUGGCUUUUGCGUGCAUACAGACCGUAACCGCAAAACGAUGGAGCACACGGGUAUUGAAGAGGUGAACCAAACGCACCAGCAGCACGAACCCAUCAGCUUUGGCAUCGACCAGAUCCUUAACAACACGGAGCAGCCGAGCAGCUGCAUGGUGCCAAGCCGCGCGGGAGACGCAGACUACCAGCUCGCACCCAACGUAUACACCAACGGGUACGGCGGCGUGUACAGCCCGGCAUGCUCCAUGGCACCCGGCCUGGCAGGUUCAUACAACGUCAACAUGAACAUGAACGUGAGCAUGAACAUGAACGUGAAUGUCAGUUCGGGGAACGCCGGGGGUGUGAUCCGGGUACCAGCUCACAGGCCCAUGCCCGCUGCACCUCACCCGCCUCCCUCUGCACAUCCGCCCGGUAUCUCGGCUGGCUUGCCCACCGUGCCCAUGGGCAGCCCAUCCAGCUUCACCUUUCCCUGGAUGGAGAGCAGUAGGAGGUUUGCGAAGGACAGACUAACAGCUGCGCUCUCUCCGUUCUCGGUAACGCGGCGGAUCGGUCACCCGUACCAGAACCGCACGCCGCCCAAGCGGAAAAAGCCGCGCACGUCGUUCAGUCGCGUGCAGAUCUGCGAGCUGGAGAAACGCUUUCACCGCCAGAAGUAUUUGGCCUCCGCGGAGCGCGCGACACUCGCUAAAGCGCUCAAGAUGACGGACGCGCAGGUGAAAACCUGGUUCCAGAACCGCAGAACCAAAUGGAGGAGACAAACGGCUGAGGAAAGAGAAGCUGAGAGGCAGCAGGCAAACCGUUUAAUGCUUCAGCUACAGCAGGAGGCUUUCCAGAAGACACUGAGCCAACCGCUCCAGCCCGACCCUCUUUGCCUCCACAACUCGUCGUUGUACGCUCUGCAGAACCUCCAGCCGUGGGCCGAGGACAACAAGCUGCCCGUAUAACAGAGGGCGGCAUCCUGUUGUCUCUUCCAACCCAAACGCGUGGAUGAAUUUCGCCCAUCAAGACGGCUGCUUGUCUACGUGCCAUCUGGCAUCAACGAGGCCGACUCAACCACUGACUCGUUUGUUCUUGUUGUUUUGCUUUGAGCUCCGUAAGAUGUAUUUGUGAUGCAUGUUCACCGCGUCUCUUGUGUGUAGACUGGGACUGAAGACCCGGAGUUCUUCUUUACCUGAACUUUGCAAGCAAUUACAGAAGUGCUCCCUGUGUAUUCUUCAUGAUAUGACAUUGAAAAGUCCUUUUAUAUUAAACAUGAUUGUGACUUCUAAAAAAAAAAAAAAGGCUAUCGUUUUGAAUCACAAUUUUUUUUUUUUUACUGCGUCUACCUCUGUCUUUGCUUGAACCCGAUAAUGAAAACCGACAGAUAAUUGAGCGGAUAACUGCACUUGACAAUACUCAUACUCUGUAAUGUUUUCCACUAUCGCUGUCUGUAGCUAGGAGGCUUUGAGUGGGGUUGGUAUAAAACCUGAUAUGGCAAGGUGUUUUGUUGCCCGUGAUCCAUGUCUAUCCAGUGCAUGUGUGUGCUGGUAAACAAGUAUUAUCGUCCAAUUUUAAAAAGGAAAAGAAGAGUGAGUCAAAACAAAACAUUUCCUCUCUGGAUGCCACAGCACAGUGCUAUCAGGGUUAAUCUCCCGAGGAGGGGCACAACGCUCUGCUGUAUUCUCUGCACCAAAUGAGCCUUCACACUCCACACUAUACAUGGCUGCCUCUCCCAGGAAAUGCUGAAGAAGUAAACUGAUUAGAGGAGUGUGUGGUGUGCAGUCUGUGGCCCACAGCAGAGAAUCCACAGCAACAUAAAUCACAGGCUGCUGCUUGGAUUGGAAAACAGACUAUAUUUAAUACGAAUGUCAGCGUUAUCUCAGUAAAACAUUACCCAGCUUUCUGGGUUACUCUUUUUUUUUUUUUUUUUUCUUCUAAACAUUAUUUAAUCUUGAUAAAAUGAUUUACUCAAUUGCUUAAAAAUGUUUAAAAUAACAUUUGAAGGUUUGUCUGAUUAAAAAUAUUUCUUUUCA